Rosa rugosa (rugosa rose) is the source of this 3275-nucleotide messenger RNA. RefSeq lists its product as uncharacterized. The record is from RefSeq and is a predicted model, not a curated record. Gene Ontology annotation, molecular function: DNA clamp loader activity; DNA binding. Gene Ontology annotation, cellular component: DNA replication factor C complex; nucleus. The transcript is spliced from 11 exons. The coding region runs from base 476 to 2914 and encodes 812 amino acids. Lineage: Eukaryota; Viridiplantae; Streptophyta; Magnoliopsida; Rosales; Rosaceae. Gene Ontology annotation, biological process: DNA-templated DNA replication; DNA repair.
UGUUGCUAUCUUUACCAGAGGAAAGAUAAGACACAGACGAAUCCUUAGAAGUUACAGGAAAAACAAAGACUUUUGUUUUUUACCCCCUUUAUUUAGCUGUAUAUUUGACAUUCCCAGCAGGCCAGCAUAUCCAACAUUGUUACCUUCACCAAUAUCUCUUCUUCGUAAGCAUCGCUGCUUCACGUUUUAAGCACCUCCCUCCUAAAUGAAUGCCUACCUCAAUAGCCCUUUUGUUAGAUAUCCUUUUCCUUGUAGUUGUUCUUGUUGUUUUCUAUAUAUAAUAGAAUAUUCUCAGGUUUUCAAAUGGUCCAAACCGUAAAGUUCUUGUCUCUAUGAAUAUUUGGAGUAUUGAAAUCCAAAACUUCAGCUUCAACUCUUUGAUUCUGGCCUUGUUAUGUCUUCCAUUCCAUCUUAAAAUCAGCCGAUAGCUAUAGUAUUUGCCUGGAUUUGUUGUAAGCUCUGGCGCUUGGUAAAAAUGGAGAAUAACUUUUCAAGGCAUAGCAGAACUUCUCAGACCUCACUGAAGACCCGGCGCAGUGGUUAUGAACCAUCUGACAACGAGACUGAUUUCCUAGAAACGCCGUGGCAUGGCCACAAUAGGAAGAUCAGUGGAGGCUUAGAAUCUGAGGUGACAAAAGCUGCAGGGUUGGAGUUGGCAAGAAACAUUAGCCCUUUCAAACAUAGCCGGAGGCACUCUUCCAGGUUUGAAUAUGAUGCUUCUUCUGCAAGAAAUGAUGCAGUAGUAAGCCCGGUCCGAAGAAGAACCAGCAGUAAGUCACCAUACAAGCAAAGAAGAGAAGAUGGUACUGUUCGUUCACCAAUAGCAGGUGUUGAAACUCACAGAAAUAUCAGUCCCUUGUCAAAAGCUGAGCGCAGAAGACGUGCUUCUCCUUUGAUACCAGAAAAAGAAGGGCAUGAUGUGAAUGAUGCUGAUCAAAUUGUGAACUCAAACAGGAAACAAAGCCAAAGAAGGCCCGGUAGAGACCCCCAAAGCAGAAGAUCAUCUACUGCCCCGAGAGUUCGAGCAAGAUCAGAAGUAGAAAACAAAGGCAACUAUAGUGCAACACCAACUAAAGGUGAAAGAACACCAUCACCAUUGUCAAAGGCCCUGGUAUUAACAACACCAACUGCAAGGGAGAGAACACCAUCACCAUUGUCAAAGGCCCCGGUAUUAACAACACCAACUGCAAGGGAGAGAACACCAUCCCCAAUCUCAAAAGGGUUGAUCCAGCAACAAAGACAACACACAAAAUCGCCGUCUGUUGGUGAGAUCAAUGAGAUGAUUGCCAAUGCAAAGCUUGCUAGCACUCCUUUGGAGGCUAAUUCUCCAUUAGCUUUCGGAAGUUCAGAGUCUUUUGCACCAGGUGAUAUCUUCUUCUCUCGUGAGUGCAAAAUCUUGGCACUGCCCAAAACUGUCAAUCCCACACCAAAACCAAAGAAUGCACUGCCCAAAACUGUCAAUCCCAUACCAAAACCAAAGAAUGGUAGUGGUUUUGAGAACCGCUUAAUUAGUCCUAAUGUCAAAAUGGUUACCCCAAGAGGAAAUGGUUUCGAUCAGAAUGCUCGAGGGACUCCAUUAAGCUAUAAUUUGUCACAGACAACCACAACAACAUCAAGCUCAGCAUUGAGCAGGCAAAGCAGUAAGAUGAGUGGUACAAGUGGGAGCACAACUGCGAGUGCCAAGAAAUUCACAGCAAAUAGAAAGAAAAGUGAGAGUCACUCACUGUUUGCUUGUAUGAGAAAGGGAGGGUCUUGUCGGAAAACAAAAUCACCUGAACGUUCUCCUGUUUUCAAUGAAGCUUCAUUUAUACAAAAGGCAUUUGUGGAUGAAAGUCUAAGGCAGUUUUGGGCUGAUAAGCAUCGACCGGCUUCGUUGAAUGGAUUCACUUGCCACAUGCAAGAAGCUCAACUUCUCAAGGAUCUGGUAAUUGACAAUAAAUUUCCCCACAUUUUGUUAUCUGGACCAUCUGGUUCUGGGAAAAAAGCUCUAACAAUGGCUUUCCUAAGAGAGAUAUAUGGUGAUGCAAGCUGGGAAAUAUCUCAUGAUUUAAGAUACUUCCAGAUUCAGGAACAAAUGUCGAUGCAAGUAAUGGUUCCAUUGACAUCCAGUGCUCACCAUAUAGAGCUUAAUGUCCGCGUUGAAGCAAAUGCUAGAUAUGCAUUGAUGGGUUUAGUAAAGGAAAUCAACAGUGAGAAUGACAUUGCUCCUGAAAUCAGCACUAUUAAUCUCAAGGGAAAUCAUAAAGUGCUAGUUCUCUACGAUGUUGACCGAGCAGCAGAACAUAUUCAGCAUUUGAUCAAAUGGAUGAUGGACUGUUACUCAGAAGCUUGUAAACUCAUUCUCUGCUGUGAAAAUGAUGAAGACAUCGUUGAAUCAGUGAAAAAUCGGUGCACAGUUAUCAAGCUUGAUGCUCCUGUGACUCAAGAAAUUACGGAAGUUCUUGCUCAGAUAGCAAGGAAGGAAAACUUUGACCUACCUAUGAACUUUGCUAAUAAGAUUGCUAACAAAUCUAAGCAGAACCUGAGAAAAGCAAUCAUGGGCCUUGAAGCAACCAAAGCACACAACUAUCCUUUUGUAGAUGACCAACCAAUUCCAAUUGGAUGGGAAGAGGUACUUGUUGAAGUUGCUGCAGAAAUCCUAGCUGACCCAUCACCAAAGAGGUUAUUUUUCAUCCGGGGAAAGUUUCAAAAGCUUCUUGUGGGUUUUGUACAUCCGAAACUGAUUCUACUGAAGCUGGUAGAACAGUUCCUUAAAGCAAUGGAUGCUAGUUCUAAAAGGGACCUAUAUUAUUGGCAUGCUUACUAUGAGAAAAGACUCCCAGCAGGAGCAAGUGCUUUACUAAAACUAGAAGAAUUUGUGGCCAAGUUCAUGAGCAUAUACCGAAAGAGUGCCAACAGCCGUCAGUAUGUGUAGUGUAUACAGCCUCAUUGAGAGGCAACGCUCAAGAAUUUCCUACCACCUUUAUAGGUAGUAGGUCUUUGUCAAGAUUGUCUUACUGCAGCUAAUACUGAAAGUCAGAAUGAGAGACAAAUUCCCGUGAAGCUUUUUCCUAGGGUCAGAAUGAUUCAGAUAUAGCACAAAAACACAUGUUCUCUUGUACAAAUAAAUAAUAGCAGACUUGUGUCCCCUUGAAAAACAAUGGUUACCUCAGGACAGAAAAUCUACACUCCCUACUUUCAUCAAGGGAAUUCUGGUCAAGCAUAUUGGAAGUUCCAAUUCUACAGUUCUUCAAGUCUGCAGGUUCUGAAACCAGUUUCACUGGCUUUUGCUUCAA